Molecule: messenger RNA, 931 nt
Organism: Nematolebias whitei (Rio pearlfish)
Lineage: Eukaryota; Metazoa; Chordata; Actinopteri; Cyprinodontiformes; Rivulidae
Gene: hoxa13b
Product: homeobox A13b
Exons: 2
Coding region: 1-876 (291 amino acids)
Biological process (GO): regulation of transcription by RNA polymerase II
Molecular function (GO): DNA-binding transcription factor activity, RNA polymerase II-specific; RNA polymerase II cis-regulatory region sequence-specific DNA binding
Source: RefSeq, a predicted model, not a curated record
AUGACCGCCUCGUUACUCCUCCACUCGCACUGGAUCGACCCGGUGAUGUUUCUCUACAGCGACAGCGCCCUGGAGGACAGGAGCAAGAACAUGGAGGGCUUCAGCGGAGGCAACUUUGCGGCGAACCAGUGCAGGAAUCUGUUGGCGCAUCCGCCCUCGCUGGCCCCCAGCGCGACCUACGCUGCGAGCGAGGUGCCAGUCUCCGGUGUGGGGGAGCCGGGGAAGCAGUGCAGCCCCUGUUCUGGUACCCAGAGCUCCCCAAAUGCCUCUUUGCCCUAUGGAUAUUUUGGCAGCGGUUAUUACCCGUGCAGGGUGUCCCACAGCAGCGUGAAAACCUGCGCGCAACCGUCCGGUUACGCAGAGAAAUACGCGGAGUCCUCGGUUCCGGGUGAGGAGUUCUCCACCCGGGCCAAGGAGUUUGCCUUUUACCAGGGUUACUCAUCCGGCCCGUACCAGCCCAGCUACCUAGAUGUUCCUGUCGUACCUGCGCUGAGUGCUCCAUCCGAGCCGAGGCACGAGCCUCUGCUGCCCAUGGAGCCCUACCAGCCCUGGAGCAUCACCAACGGCUGGAGUGGACAGGUUUACUGCGCCAAGGAGCAGCCGCAGUCCAACCCUUUGUGGAAAUCCUCCUUACAAGACACGAUAUCUGCUGGAGACCCCUCAGUCCGUCGUGGCAGAAAGAAGCGCGUGCCCUACACCAAGGUGCAGCUCAAAGAACUGGAGAGGGAGUACGCCGCCAAUAAAUUCAUCACCAAAGACAAAAGGAGACGGAUAUCCGCGCAGACACACCUGACAGAGAGACAAGUGACGAUUUGGUUCCAGAACAGGCGGGUGAAGGAGAAGAAGGUUGUCAAUAAAUUCAAGAGUUCCAGUUAGCAAGUUUGGACACACAGUCUUUUUAUUAUUUUAUUUUAAAGGCGCACGUGGAGGC